This is a messenger RNA of Oryzias melastigma (Indian medaka), 793 nucleotides long. Its product is annotated as low affinity immunoglobulin epsilon Fc receptor. The coding region runs from base 13 to 777 and encodes 254 amino acids. The record is from RefSeq and is a predicted model, not a curated record. The transcript has 4 exons. NCBI's taxonomy places the organism in Eukaryota, Metazoa, Chordata, Actinopteri, Beloniformes, Adrianichthyidae.
GUUGCAGUCACCAUGGAAACAAACAAACAGAAGCAAAAUCUCAGUAACCUGGAAACAAAAAAUGAACUACUGACUUUGGAGAAGAGAGAUUUACAAAUCCAAACUGAAGAUCUGAGGAUGAACAUGACAAAUCUGGAGAAUCAGACUAAAGAUCUUAGGAGGAAUAUGGCAAAUCUAGAAAAUCAGACUGAGCAUCUGACUGCUGACAAGAUGUUCUUUGAGAACCAAACCAAGGAGAUGAAAGUUAACAUGACAAUCCAACAAACGCAGAUCGAGCAGCUGAGAAACAACAGUGACAAACUCAACAGGAUGAAGGCAGCAAUCUUCAAAUAUUCCACUUUUCCAGUAGAUUCCUUCUGCCCUGAUGGAGUUUGUCAGAUGUGUCCCAAAGACUGGAUUCAGUUUAAUGAAAGCUGCUAUUUUUUUUAUAACUCAAACUCUCUAUGGAAAACUUGGGAUGAAAGUCGACAGCUUUGUCAGAUCAAGAAUUCAGACCUGGUGGUUAUCAGCAGUCAGGAGGAACAGACAUUCAUCAAAAGCAGAAUAGAACACUACUAUGACACCUGGCACGGAUACUGGAUUGGUUUACGAAGAAUUAACAACAACUGGAUCUGGGUGGACGACAGUCAAGACACACUUGGGUACUGGAACAACCCAGGGAGCUCAGAUGAUUUUACACUUAUAAGGAAAGAUUUAGCUGAGAAUCAGAGCUGGUCCAGAAUCCAAGAUAGCGGUAUGCACAGAUACAUCUGUGAGAUUAAAGCUUUCAUUUUCUAAAUUGUUAAACUGAACU